Canis lupus familiaris (dog) is the source of this 3191-nucleotide messenger RNA. It is a transcript of the gene ZFP92, whose product is annotated as ZFP92 zinc finger protein. Gene Ontology annotation, molecular function: RNA polymerase II cis-regulatory region sequence-specific DNA binding; DNA-binding transcription repressor activity, RNA polymerase II-specific. The record is from RefSeq and is a predicted model, not a curated record. Gene Ontology annotation, biological process: negative regulation of transcription by RNA polymerase II. The transcript is spliced from 6 exons. The coding region runs from base 637 to 2256 and encodes 539 amino acids. Lineage: Eukaryota; Metazoa; Chordata; Mammalia; Carnivora; Canidae.
GCCAUAUAAUGUUUGUCCUUCUCCGCUUGACUUACUUCACUCAGCAUAAUACCCUCCAGGUCCAUCCACGUCGAAGCAAAUGGUGGGUAUUUGUCGUUUCUAAGGGCUAAUAUUUUAAAAUAAGUUCCCACGCUGCUUUCUCCCUAAGUGCUUCCAGAAGGACAUGUCCUUCCAUGACCCAGGGCCAUUAUCCAUCCAACACCACUGUGAGCAGCACCACUGGGCCCCCGCCCGCUGUCCUCCGAGAGCCGCCCCGCAGUCUCCUGUCAGAGUCCCCGGUGCCUUUGACUCCCCUUUCCUGCACGCCAGCGUCUCAUCAGGAGGGUGCACUUGACUACUGGCCGUUUUUUUUUAAGAUUUUAUUUAUUUAUUCAUGAAAGACCCAGAGAGAGAGAGAGGCAGAGACACAGGCAGAGGGAGAAGCAGGCUCCCUGCGGGGACUCAAUCCCAAGACCCUGGGAUCACGACCUGAGCCGAAGACAAGAGCCGAAGACAGACGUGCUGGUUGCUUCCUCACAGGGCACUUGAUGGAAGCUGCACCCAUCGCGAGACAGCCUGCCCUUGGGCACUGGGCCCACCGACCACACAGGACAGUCCGCCCUUGGCCUGACUCUAAGGCUUGUCUGCACCCCUGCGAUGGCAGCCAUCCUCUUGAAGGCCAGACCCAAGGUGCUGGUAUCAUUUGAAGACGUGUCUGUGUACUUCACCAAGACAGAAUGGAAGCUUCUGGACCUCCGACAAAGGAUCCUAUACAAGAGAGUGAUGCUGGAGAACUAUGGCCAUUUGGAGUCACUGGGCUUUUUGUCCUCCAAGCCUCACCUGGUCUCCUGGCUGGAACAAGGAGAGGGGCCCUGGGGAGCAGACAUGUGUGGAACACCGGCCGCCGCAGGGAUACAGACAGACGACAGGAUCAAGACCAGGACAUCGAUUUCGAAGCCGAAACAUUGCUUAGAGGAACUCCCAAGGACCGACCUUCCAGCCGGUAAUAACAAGAGCCAGGGAGCCGGGCCACCGGGGGACACACCGGGGCACAGAGGGAAAGCUGCUUCUUCUCCAGAGGCAGGCUGCAGCGGGGGUGACCGCCCCGGGGACGAAGGCCAGAGCGGCUGCCCGGGCGAGGCAGGAGAGGCGAGGCAGGGCAGUGGCCGGGGGGCCGGGCCGGGGCCGGUCCUCGGGCCGCGCUGCUCGGCCGCCGCGGAGAGGCGCUACCUGUGUCAGCAGUGCGGCAGGUCGUUCACGCGCAGCUCCAACCUCAUCAAGCACCGGGUGGUGCACAGCAGCGAGAAGCCGUACGCGUGCCCCGAGUGCGGGAAGCUCUUCGGGCGCAGCUUCGCGCUCCUGGAGCAUCGGCGCAUCCACAGCGGCGAGAAGCCGUACGCGUGCCCCGAGUGCGGGAAGACGUUCACGCGCAGCUCCAACCUCAUCAAGCACCAGGUCAUCCACAGCGGCGAGAAGCCGUUCGCGUGCCCCGAGUGCGGGAAGCCCUUCCGGCGCCGCUUCGCGCUCCUGGAGCACCGGCGUGUGCACAGCGGCGAGCGGCCGUACGCGUGCCCCGAGUGCGGCAAGGCCUUCGGCCGGAGCUCCAACCUCAUCGAGCACCAGCGCACCCACGGCGGGGCCAAGCCCUACGCGUGCGGCCAGUGCCUGAAGGCCUUCAAGGGCGUCUCCCAGCUCAUCCACCACCAGCGCGUGCACAGCGGGGAGAAGCCGUUCGCGUGCAAGGAGUGCGGGAAGGCCUUCCGGGGAUGCUCGGGGCUCAGUCAGCACCAGCGCGUGCACAGCGGCGAGAAGCCCUAUGAGUGCAGCGAGUGCGGCCGGACGUUCGGCCGCCGGGCCAACCUCUUCAAGCACCAGGCCACUCACCACCAGGAGAGGCCCCACGGGCGCCGAGACUGUGGGCGGGCGUUCCCGAGCGGCUUCGUGCUCCUGGAGCACCGGCGGGAGCACCGGCUGGCGCCCGGCGGCGAGGGUGGCCCCGGCGCCCAGCUGCCCGGACAGCAGCGCGCCCCGGAGGGCAAGGAGCCCUGUGCAGGCGGCCAGGGCGCCACGGGUGGCGAGUGUGGCAAAGCCUUCGAGGGCAGAUCGUGGCCGGGCCGUCCUCAGAAGACCCGUGGUGCAGGGAAGCCCUCGGAGAAGAGUGGCGGCAAAAAGGCGCUGGCGUCCUUGGCCCUCCGAAGAGCCGCGUCUGAGCGGCACCCCACGGCUCGGAGACUCCAGGGAGACCCGGGAUGUGCGGCCGCCCCCAGCGCGGUGUGACGGCGCCGGUCCAGGACAGGCCUGGGAUUAGGACACGGGGCCCCCCCGGCUCCCCUCCCUGUGCUCAGUGACGAUGCGGCGUGCACCGGCGUGCCGGCACACGUGCAGAGCGGACAUCUGGGCAGAUGCACGCAGCUACGCAUGCAAGUGCGAGGACAGCCGGCCGUGGGCUCGGGUGCCUGGGGCUCCGGGGGAGCAGUCUGUCUCCUCCUGUGGGACCGUUCGCCUCACACCAAGACUUGUUAGUGUUUCCAGGUAGAAGCACUGAAAGCACUUUAAUCCUCUAGGAGCCUGUAGAUGGAGGGGACUGGAGAGACUUCUAGAACCAGGCCGUGGCCGGACUGGGACAUCACCUCAAAGUCAUCGCGAAAGGGUCUGAGGUUGGACUCAGGGCCAGUAAACUCAUGGACUGCUCGUGCCCAGUUGUCAGGCCACAGGAGGUGACGCCUCCCCUCUGAGCCUGUUGCCCCGUGGGCAGAAACAGGACAGCAUCUGUCCCUGUGCCUGAACACUGCCUCCCAUGGGCACCCCCGGCUGCCUCUAGAGGCCAAGCAGCGCCCAGGUCCCCUCUUCUCGGAGCCCUGGGCCAGGGCGGGGGGACGGGGGACCCUCCGGCCUCUCCCGUCAGUGUGGGCUCCGGGUAAGACAGGGCACCAGCUGCCCCCCUGCCCCCCAGGCUCACCCUCCUCGCUGCCUUCUGCCCCCCCAGACCCCCAGCAAUGACCACCCCGGCCUCCCUGCCCCUCCUCCCACCCUCAGUGCCUGAAGCUUCACACUUAGCUGCUCCCCCUCAAGCAGCCGCCCACCCCCCCCACGUCGAGGCUGCUGCCGAUCGUCGGAUCGGAAAAGAAACAGGAUGGGUUCGGAUUUUGCACAGAGCGGGCCCCGUAACGGCUCUCUCGUUCGAUCUGCCUUUCACAGGACAUUUUUAUAAU